CAAAGCUAGUGAGCACUUCCUCUUAACCACUUUGCGCCACGUCUCGUUGAACACUCUGGAUCGAUUAACAGGACGAGCCUGGCUCUUGAAGAGUCCGGGAUAUCUACAUCUUUCUGUUCCAAGCCCCCGGUUUAUCUGUUUCGCACAGCGCAUGUCUACAAUGACGACCACAGAGGAGAACCCCACCAGCGCGGGGGAGCGCCCUACCAAGCUGCAAGGACGAGCUUUCUACGAGUCUAUUGGAAGCCCCAAGUUCAUUGUUGCGCCGAUGGUAGAUCAGUCUGAAUUUGCCUGGCGCAUGUUGACUCGAAGUUUCAUCUCACCCUCUGAGCAAAAGAGUCUUCUUGCCUAUACACCCAUGCUCCACGCUCGACUCUUUUCGCAGGACGAGAAGUAUCGCAAGGCACACUUCCAAUCACUCAAACCUGACGGCGAAACUCCCUGGCUUGACGGAAACCCUUCUAUCGACCGACCGCUAUUCGUCCAGUUCUGCGCCAACGACCCCGAAGCGCUCCUUUCUGCCGCCAAGCAAGUCGCCCCUUACUGUGAUGCUGUUGACCUGAACCUCGGAUGUCCUCAAGGUAUCGCGCGAAAGGGAAAGUAUGGUGCUUUCCUCCAGGAAGACCAGGACCUUAUCUUCCGCUUGAUCAAUAUCUUGCACAAGGAGCUGCCUGUGCCCGUGACAGCCAAGAUUCGGAUUCUGGACACGAAGGAGGAGACACUGGCAUACGCGCAGAAUGUUCUCAAGGCUGGCGCAUCCAUCCUCACUGUCCACGGUCGACGAAGGGAGCAGAAGGGACAUUUAACAGGCCUGGCUGAGUGGAAGAUGAUUCGAUUUUUGAGAGAUAGCCUGCCCAAGGAGACAGUCAUCUUCGCGAAUGGAAACAUCCUUCAGGAGGGAGAUAUCGAGAAGUGCCUCGAAGCUACAGGAGCUGAUGGUGUGAUGAGUGCUGAGGGAAACCUCAGUGAUCCAGCUAUCUUCUCAAAGCCACCACCCGUCGGAGAGGAGGGACGAGAGUACUGGAGAGGAAAGGAUGGAAAAGGGGGAUACAGAGUUGAUGCUGUGUUCAGACGAUAUAUGGACAUCCUCCAUGAACACGUUUUUGGAGAGAAGCACAUCGAGCGCCGACCACUCUUCAUGCCUGGUGACGAUACUGAAUGGAUGAACGAGAGCGAGACAAUUGAGGAUGAGCCACCGUCUAAGAAGCGAAGAAAGGAUUUAGGCAAGAAGGGAGAACAGGGCCCCAAUAUGUCAGCCAUGCAGCCUCAUCUUUUCCAUCUAUUGCGACACUUUGUCUCCAAGCACACCGACGUGCGAGAUAUGCUGGCCAAGAGCCGAGCAGGCGACAUGGAAGCCUAUGAGCGCGUUCUAUCUGCGGUGGAACGCAAGGUUGCAGAAGGCCUCAUCGAGUACGAGCGCACCAAUGGUGAGAGCGUUGCGGAGACACCACUGGCCGAGGGCGAGGAGGACCCCCCCGAGACUGAAAGCUCAAUAGGCACACAAAGGCGGUGCCGAAGACCUUGGUGGGUGGUUCAACCGAUUAUUCGACCUCUACCCAACGAGGCGUUCAAGAAGGGAGCUUUGACUAUGAGCAAGAAGGACAAAGUCAAGGCGCAGGAACAGAAACAGGAGGAGAAGGUUAAAAAGGAAGAUAUCAAGGCUCGAGAUGAGGCUUUGGCGGGAUAAAGUUAUGAUUGCGAUGAGUUUAUAUAGAUGGCGUAUGGGAGUGAAAUACUUAGAAUAGAUCAAAAGAUAUAGCUUCUCACAAUAAUGAUUUGAAAUCCA
Fusarium verticillioides 7600 is the source of this 1786-nucleotide messenger RNA. RefSeq names its product tRNA-dihydrouridine synthase 1. Gene Ontology annotation, molecular function: tRNA dihydrouridine synthase activity; flavin adenine dinucleotide binding. Gene Ontology annotation, biological process: tRNA processing. NCBI's taxonomy places the organism in Eukaryota, Fungi, Ascomycota, Sordariomycetes, Hypocreales, Nectriaceae. The transcript is spliced from 2 exons. The record is from RefSeq and is a predicted model, not a curated record. The coding region runs from base 152 to 1687 and encodes 511 amino acids.